AUCUUCGUUUCUAUCAUGUUCCAGUUAGUCGAACAUUCUCUACCUUCGAUUAUCGUGGAAGUGUAUUGAAAUCGGUGUCGUUUAUCCAUAUUUAUCUUGACAAAUUCUGUUUGAUAUCUUUGAUUUUAGAUUCUUCUCAAAAAAAGAAAAGAUUGAAAGAAAACGUAGCAUGACAGUGACAAAAACAAAUAACACGAUAAGUGUACCUACAAUUGAUAACGUAAUCGGAAAUAAAAAGAAGAACACAACUAUAAAGAUCGAAGAACUGAUAAAAAAAGAUGAUGAAAUUACUUUGGAAGAUCUGGCACCAGACGGCGGUUGGGGAUGGAUCAUUGUAUUGGCAAUGAUAUUCAUUUUUAUGACUACGAUGGGUCCAGGAUCAUCAUAUGGCAUAAUCUUUGGCGAUUUCCUUGAAGCUUCCGGACAGGCGGGCAUGGCAUCAAGCCUUUCCAAUUCCUUCUUUAUGAUCUGUUUUUCUAUUGCAAGUUUGCUGACUAAUACCUUAUUGAAAAGAUAUUCUACAAGACCGGUCGGAAUUUUAGGAGCGUUCUGCUUCUCGGUAUCAAACAUUUUGCUGGCGUUUAGCAGAAAUAUAUACGAUUUGGCUUUUCUUUUCUUGUUUCAAGGUUUUGGAUUGGGUCUAAUUAUUACGGUUUGCAAUACGGUUUUCAAUGCAUAUUUUGUAAAAAAAAGAACGAAAGUGAUGAGCGCGGCGCAAGUCAUUAUUGGAUUGGGUGGAAUUAUUUAUCCAACAUUAACCGAAAAGUUGAUGGCAUUGUAUGGUUUUCGCGGUACCGCAGCGAUUAUGGGUGCAAUAAGUCUUAAUAGCAUCGUUGGCAUGACAUUGAUGCAUCCUGUGGAAUGGCACUUCAAAACACUGGAUGAUGUUCGUGCUGAAAAGGCUCGCAUAAAGCAACAUAGAUUUCAAGAACUGUCAUUGUCGAAUCGUCGGUCAACCAUCGAUGUUAUUCACAUAUCUUCGAAGACUAAAUGGAGCAGUCUUCAUAGUCUUAAAGAAGAAAAUGGCGCAGAAAUGCCCUUAUUAAAUGAAAUGCUUAAGCCUUCUGCGCAAAGAGUAGCUUCAAACUCCGAAAUCGAGGGUGGAAUUCGCGAAAGGGCGAAAUCAGUAUCUAUGCGAGAAAGUUUAGCGAGGCGUGUGUCAGCUCUAUCGGCAUCCAGCUUGGUCAAUGUGGCGACUAGCGUUGGUGCAUUAAGUGAUAUACGCCAACAAUAUCUGGAAAAGAAAAAUUGCGAGGAACAAACGAAUAAGGAAAUUCAAGAACAAAAGGAGAAUGAUAAGCAAGACAUCGAGGAAAAACAAAAGGAGAUGAAGUACAAGAUAAUUUUGAGAGAUCUCUUGGAUAUGUCAUUGGUAAAGAAUUGCACUUUUCUCAACUUAUGUUUUGGCGUCAGUUUUGUGUGUACCGCCGAUUAUUGCUUCUCCUCUUUUGUUCCUCUUAUAAUGGCCGAUGCGGGAUACACUAAACGUGACGCCGCGCUAACCAUUACGAUUAGUGGAACAGCUGAGCUGGCAUCAAAAAUUUUACUAACAGUUUUUACAUUGAUAGUGGACGUAAAAGCGAAAUAUCUAUUUUUCGGAGCUAUGAUUGUCACGCAAUUCACAAGGCUAGGUUUUUUAUUAUACAAGCAUACUCUUAUGGGCGCAUUUAUUAUGACAGCGUUAAUCGGUUUCGUGCGUUCGUGGUUGUUGGUUCCACAGCCUCUAGUCAUUAUUGAAAACAUCAAUAUAGAAAAAUUUGCCUCGGCUUACGGCAUUUUUGGAAUUAUUAGUGGCUUAGUUACGGUAGUUUUCGGCGCUAUCGUAGGACUUAUUAAGGAUUGGACUGAUAGCUUCGAUAUGUAUCAAGUCUCUCUACUAGUAUUAAAUGGUGCGUUCAUUAUACCUUGGACUCUACAAUUUAUCUUUGUGGAUCUUAAGAAACGGCCGAAGCAACGUGCAGAGGAAACUAUUACAAAAUCAUAGAUAUAAAAUAUGUUGAAACUUCUAUUCUAUAUCUCUUCAAGACCAGGCACUUAUCGUAUUUCUUCCUUUUUGUGAUGUUUAGCUUGAUGUCUUCUAGGCACUUAUACUCAGGCAAUUAAAAAGUGUUUAAAAUCACACAAAACGUUUAUCGAUUCUUUCAAUUACUAUUUCUUUUACUUCUGAUUUAUUCAAAGAUAUUGAUAAUAAUUAUAAAAUAAUUAUAAAGAAUUACAA
Molecule: messenger RNA, 2218 nt
Organism: Camponotus floridanus (Florida carpenter ant)
Lineage: Eukaryota; Metazoa; Arthropoda; Insecta; Hymenoptera; Formicidae
Product: monocarboxylate transporter 9
Exons: 11
Coding region: 170-1984 (604 amino acids)
Biological process (GO): transmembrane transport; monocarboxylic acid transport
Molecular function (GO): monocarboxylic acid transmembrane transporter activity
Source: RefSeq, a predicted model, not a curated record